AUGUCUGAUAAUUUAUUUUUAGCAGAUAUUAACUUACCAUUACUGAAAUGGUUAACCAAUUUAAAAUUAAAUAGAGAUUUAUUUUCAACUGCACGGAAUCAAAAUUUAAAAUCAAUAACAGAAAUUUACAGAGAUUUGCAAUACAAUAUAAUCCCACCAAAGGAUGAAGAGUUACAAAAUCUGUGGACAAGCUUAUAUGACUUAAAUAACUAUUUUAUAAACUCAAUCGAUUAUAAUCAAAUUGAAAAAUCAUUAUUAUCAUUAAAGUCGAAAUAUAGAAACGUUUAUUUAAAAGGAUUUUACGAGAUUUGCAAUUGGUUUAAUUCAUUAGCAAACGAGUUUGACCCAAAUAAUUUUAAUAGCAAUGAGGGUGUUAGCAAUAGUAAUAGUAGCAAUAAUAAUCCAGCAAAUAAAAUCAAUGAUAUUAUAAAUAAUUUAAAUAGUUCAAGAAAAUUAGAAAAUAAAGAAAAUAGCUUAAAAUUAUUGGUAUCAUUUGAAGCCUAUGUACCAACAGUCGAAGAAAUUAAAAGGAUUUAUUGUAUUGAAAAUAAAGAAAUUUUAAUCGAUAAAUCAAAUAGCCUACCGGCUGACUUUAAAUUGUUUCAUAGUUUUUCACUACUUAAUCUAUAUGUAUUCCUAAUAAUUGUUGUUAGAAUUUAUAAAUUAAUUAAUGAAAUCUAUAAAACCUCAAGCCCAGAGAUUAUUCAACUAACCAAAGAAUAUUCAAAUCAGAUCAAAACUUUGGAAGAGUUUUUACAAUUUUUAAAAAUUAACAACCUAUUCUAUGUGCCAAAUAAAAAAGAGGUUUUAUUGAGAUAUUCAACUAAUAUUUAUAAUAAUGAUAAUAAUCAAACUAAUAAUAGCUCUAAUAAUGGUAAUAGUAAUCAAAAUUUAAAUAAUUUAAUAAAUAAUGGCAAUGUUAGUACAAGCAGUUUGGGCAGCUUGGGUGGUUUGGUAAAUGAUCAAGUUAAGAUAUUUGAAUUUACCGAAAAAGAAUUAAAAUAUUCCAAAAGAUAUUUUAAUUAUAAUGAAUUUUCAAUUCGACCCGCAGAAUUACCAUCCUCGCUAAACAAUAACGAAAUCAAUAAUUUAAUAUUUUAUACAACUACAAGUAAUAAUACAUUUAAAAUGAUUCAUCAUAAACCAAUUGAUAUCAAACCUAAAAUAAUUUUAUCAAUUUAUAACAAUAUUUUAUCAAUGUCCAAAAUAGAUAAUAAUAUCAAUAACAAUAGUGGUAUCAAUAGUAAUGGUAGUAAUAGCAGCAACAAUAUAAACUCAUCAUUUAGCAGUUUUAACUCAUCAUUUAGCAAUUUAAAUUUAAAAGACUCUAUUAAUAAUGAGGCUGGUUUAGAUUUUGGUGUGAAUUGCGAAGUUAACUCAAAUAACAAAGAAUGCUUUAUCUGUAGAUUUAGGUCCGAUUUUUUAAUGGUUUGCUCGCAUUGUAAUAAUAAACUAGUGUGUCAUUUAUGCUCUGUAAAUAAGACAUGUUGGGAUUGUUACUUUAAAGAAGAACAGCAUUAUAUUCCUUUAGAAGUGGUUGUAAAAUUAGAGGAUAGAAAGUUCCCUAGGUUAAUAUAUCUAUUAUUAAAGUCCUACUCCUUUAGAGAUUUAAUGAACUCACUCUAUCAAGAUAAGUUUGAACGUGACACCGUUAUAUCCCUCAAAGAUAGACUAACCUACAAGUUGCAUAAAACAAAACUAUACAAUUUUCAUCUAGUUAUUCCAAACAAUAAAAACAAUGGCCAGUUUAAAGAAAUUAAAAUAUUUGAUGACUAUAGUUUAAUAGUUUCAUUACGUUUGUUAAUGAACUAUAUAUUAUCAAAUUAUAUCAUCGAUCAAUCAAAUACAACCUCUUCAAAUGAUUUAAAUGACCAUAUCAAAAACAAUAAUCAGAAUUUAUUAAAUAAUUUAAUCAAUAACUCUGCACAGAAUCUAAGCUAUAAUAGCGAUAUUAAUAAUAACAACAAUAAUAAUAGUAGCUCAAGUUUCGUUGCAAACGAUAGUGAUAGCAACAUUGAUGAUGAUAUUUCAAGCAUAGGUAAUAGCAAUACCAAUAAUUCAAUGAAUAGCAAUACUGGGGGUUCAAAUUUUAAUAUCAAAAACAACCCAUUUAGAAAAAACAGUACAGGCUCUGGUACUGGUACACGUGGUUCAAAUAAUAGCAAUAAUAGCAAUAAUAGUAGAGGUGAUAGCAAUAACCAUAAUAACAAUAAUAAUCAUAGUCAUAAUAAUGAUAAUAGUACAUUUAAAAAUAAGAACAUUAUAGUAACAAUUGAAAACCCAUUAAUAUGGAGCAUAGAAAAAUUUGUAUUAAAUGUUUCAGAAGCAAAUAUCGAAAUUGAUAGCUCAUUAAAAAUUCCAUUUCAAUUUAUUAAAACAGAGGAUACUCCAUUUGCAUCAGGUGGUCAAGCAAAUAUAUAUAUGGUGAAACACAUCGAAUGGCCAGUUUUAUCAAACUUUCCAUCAGACUCAUUUGUUUUCAAACAUUUUGUCGAAAAUAAAGAUGCUUUGCAAAUCGAAGAAGAUAAAGAGCGUGAACUUUAUGAAGAAAAGAUUUACUAUGCCUAUAAAACAUCAGAAGGAAUUGAUAAUUUCAAAUACAACUUUUCAAAUAUCGAACAAACCGACAAGAAAUCACUAGCCACUUUAUUUUAUGAAGAAGUUGAUAAAUUGAAGAAAUUGCAAUUCUCUGAAUAUAUCAUUAAGAUGCCAGCUAUAUCCGAUGACGACCCAAAUAGAAGGGGAAUGCUUUUAGAAUGUGCUAUGGGCUCACUCAAAACCCAUCUUUUAGAAUUUCGUUCAUGGAAGUUAAUAAUUAGAUUUAUGAUGGACAUUUGUUUGGGUAUGAUGGAUAUUCAUAGAUGUCAAAUAAUUCACCGUGAUUUAAAACCAGACAAUAUCUUGGUGUUUGAAACAUCAUCAAAAAAUAGGGAGGAAUUUGGGGGUCUAAUUUGCAAAAUUACAGAUUUAGGUGCAGGUAUAAAUAAUGUGUUGGUGCACGAUAACAACUUUACAUCAACUUUUCAUACAGACGAUUAUGUUCCAGAAGAAUAUGGUAAAUAUCAUUAUGAUGGUGUAUUGGUCGACAUCUAUUCAUUUGGUUGCACAUUCUUUGAAAUGAUUACAAAGCAUCGUUAUCAGCACAAACAUCCCACACCAUUACACAAAGACUUUCUCACAACCGAUUUUCAAUAUAUUCCAAUCAGAAUUAAAAAUUUAAUUGCCUCAUUAGUAACAGAUGCAUCACAAAGAAAACAAUCAUUUGAAGAAGUUUAUUACGAUUUAGAAGAUAUAUAUAAGAAUGUUAUUCCAGGUCUCCCAGAUAUACCUCUUUCUAUAAAAGUACAAUCACCCCACCCACUUUGUAAAAGAUGCAACCCUCCAAAAUAA
Dictyostelium purpureum is the source of this 3390-nucleotide messenger RNA. RefSeq lists its product as uncharacterized. Gene Ontology annotation, molecular function: protein kinase activity; ATP binding. Gene Ontology annotation, biological process: protein phosphorylation. The record is from RefSeq and is a predicted model, not a curated record. The coding region runs from base 1 to 3390 and encodes 1129 amino acids. The transcript has 3 exons. NCBI's taxonomy places the organism in Eukaryota, Evosea, Eumycetozoa, Dictyosteliales, Dictyosteliaceae.